AUGCUCCAAAGCGUCCCUCUGUGUCAGUGAGUCCGUCUGAGAUAGAGGAGGGCAGCUCAGUCAAUCUGACCUGCAGCAGUGACGCUAACCCAGCAGCUAACUACACCUGGUACAAGGAGAACGAAGACUCACCAAAAGCAUCCGGACAGAUCUUCACCAUCACCGACUUCAGAUCUGAACACAGCGGGAAUUAUUACUGCGAAGCCGAGAACAACAGAGGACGACGUAACUCCACCUUACACCUGAUUACUGUGGCAGGAUCAUGGACGUUAAUAGCUGCUGCCACAAUCCCUGCUACUCUUCUCGCCAUUGUACUCAUCUCUGCCGUUUUCUGCAUCAUAAAGAAAAGGGACUCCAAGUACGCAUCUGCAGGGAGACCAGACGACAGGGAGCAGAUACAACUAGCAGAGCAGCCGAAAGAACUUCACUACGCCACCGUUCAGUUUUCCAAAAAACCCUCUCAGCCCAGAGGAUACCAAGAAACAGAGAAGGUCGUGUACGCCGUUGUGAACUUCAACGGUGGCAGUCCGGCAUCGAGCUCAGAGCAGGAGGCUGCGGAGGAUUCAGCUGCGUUGUACAGCACAGUCAACAAAAACAGGGAUCAAUAGUCCACUUUCCAUCGAUGGUAAAAUCUUAAUGACAAGAAACCACACUGAUUUAAAACAUGUUUCUCUGGACAGCCUUCUGCAAGAACACAGCGAGACCACACAUUUAAAACAAUCUGCAAAAGCAAUCUGCAUUUUUGUGGGCCGCAUAAUAGAUGUGCCAAAAGAGGCCAACGGUGGGACAUGUUUCUCAAAUCUCAAAGGCUGUAUAUAAAAAUGGACGACAUGAAA
This is a messenger RNA of Plectropomus leopardus (leopard coralgrouper), 836 nucleotides long. Lineage: Eukaryota; Metazoa; Chordata; Actinopteri; Perciformes; Serranidae. The record is from RefSeq and is a predicted model, not a curated record.